CGCACCGGGUCCAUGGAGACUGUCUGUGUGUGUGUGUAUGAAGGAAUGCAAGGCUACACGGGUCAAUACACAGAGGAAAACACACCGAGGUGUAAUUAAACCUGACAUUUAUGACUUUCAAGGACGUAUUUUACGUCUUUGCUUUGAGGUGAAUAUGGGAUGCUGCAGCUCCACGAACACCGCGGUCCGACCGUUGAAACCGGAAGGGGUGAAGGGAGACGAGGAUGAGACAGGAAGUAAAGUCGAUGGUCGUGGAGACUCGGCCGUGUCAAAGGGCACGACAGACAGCGGGGUGGUGAUGGAGAACAGAGACAUCCCUGUGUUACCUGGAGCGGUGCCCAGAAGACUCCCUCCUCUGGCAUCUGAGUGUGUCACAGAAAGCGAUGCGGACAGAAUGACACAAAACGGCUUGCUGCAGCAGGAGAGCACACUGCAGGAGCGCCCAAAGUCCAGUGAGAUCCUGAAGGAGCUGCUGAACCAAGGCAUCAUACCAGUGGGAGCACAGAGCAGAGAGAGGGGCAGCGGGGCUGGAGAGGCCUACAGCAUCAUGCUGGAUCACAGGGAGGUGGUCAGGCGAAGGCCGCCUGCCAGACUGGAGUCUCUGAAGGCCAAGAAGGUCCAAAAUCUACCCAGCAAAGAAGAGAUUGAGGAGAAGAUAAGACUUGCUGAGGAGAGACGCAAGUUAAGGGAAGACGAGCUCAAGAGGCGUUUGAGGACCAAGUCAGCCCGUGUUCGGGGCCCCGCUCCCACCUCUAGCACAGAGGAGGACGAGGACGCAGCUCUCACCACUGUGGAGCCGCUACAGUCACCUCUCACCCCGGAACCCCUCGAUCCACUGCCUCACAGCCAGAUCAAACGCGAGGCGGCUGAGGGCGGAGAGUGGGUGAGAGAGGCCGCAGAUGACGGCAGAGAAGAAAUAGGUAGCGCAGACAAGAGAGAAGGGAGGACAGAGAAGAGAGGAGAGAGGGGAGAUAACAGAGGGUCCGGUGGUGACGGGGAAGAGGAGGAGUUGACCCAGGUGGAGGAGCUCAGAAAGGAUCAGCUUCUCCUCACAGCCUCUGGGGAGCUGGAGAGCGACUCUAGCUUUCAACAUGCAGAGGACAAAGAGGAGAUAUUUUAUUAAUCGCAAAAAUGAGCCAAGAAUCAGCACUAAGAGAGAUAAAAGAUAGAGGAGAGGGAGCCAAAAAUAAUUCCUUUUGAAACUUGUAAAAAGAAAGAUGCAUGGGGUAUAUAUUGUUAUAUCGUAAGAAGAAAUUAAGAUGUAAUAAGCUGUGAUUGGCCCUAUAUUGUAGCUUAGUAAUAAGCACAAAUGAAUAUAAGGGUUUUCUUUCUAAAGAAAUAAAAUGUACCUCAAUGAAGGCUUUGAUAAAUAUGACCAAGACUUCUUGCCAACAUACAAAAUGUAUUUAAAUGAGAUUUUAGUUUUACAUUUAAUUGUAAAAUAUGAUAUUUUUUAGUCUCUUUUUGCACGUGAAGGGUGCACUUGUUCGAUUGGACAUGAGAUGGCGCUGUUUCAGUGAGUUAAAGUUGCCUGAAGUCAGCGUGCAGCUCAUCUAUAUGAUAAGUUAGGAGGAGGUUUUGGGAACAUGUGGAAUUGUUAUUGAUCAAUAAAGUCCCCCUUGUGUGU
Messenger RNA from Cottoperca gobio, 1627 nucleotides. It is a transcript of the gene stmnd1, whose product is annotated as stathmin domain containing 1. The record is from RefSeq and is a predicted model, not a curated record. The transcript is spliced from 5 exons. Bases 38 to 1123 code for a protein of 361 amino acids. NCBI's taxonomy places the organism in Eukaryota, Metazoa, Chordata, Actinopteri, Perciformes, Bovichtidae. Gene Ontology annotation, biological process: regulation of microtubule polymerization or depolymerization.